GCUACGGAUUCAGUUGGUGCCCGGACUUAAAGAUGAUCACGGCAAUUCUCCUGGCGGUCUGCACCGCGGUGUUUCUUUUCCUUUCGUAUCGAUAUGCAGUUGGUCGACCCUGCGGUUUUCCUCCCGGUCCUCCGAGGAUACCGAUGUUCGGCAGCUAUCUCUUCAUGCUGCUCAUAAACUUCAAGUACUUGCACAAGGCUGCCUUGACCCUCAGUCGUUGGUAUAAAUCGGAUAUCAUCGGGCUGUAUGUCGGUCCUUUUCCGGUGGCUAUCGUCCACAGUUCGGAGGGAGUGCGCCAGAUCCUCAACAACAAGGUGUUCGACGGACGUCCCCAACUUUACGUGGCCGCUAUGCGAGAUCCCGGCCAAGAUGUCCGAGGAAUUUUCUUUCAAGAUGGACCCUUGUGGAAGGAGCAGCGUCGCUUUAUCCUGCGCUAUCUACGAGACUUUGGCUUCGGGCGAAGAUUCGAACAACUCGAAUUGGUCAUCCAGGAGCAGUUGACCGACAUGCUCGACAUGAUCCGCAACGGACCGAAAUAUCCACAUGAGCACGAAAUGGUAAAACCAGGAGGAUACCGCGUGCUCCUGCCGCUGCUCUUUAACCCCUUCUCGGCCAACUGCCAUUUUCACAUUUUGUACAACGAGUGCCAGAGUCGCGAGGAAAUGGCCAGAUUAGUGGAGCUCUGUAAAAUGGGCAUGCAGUUUCAGAGGAAUGCGGAUGACUAUGGCAGGAUGUUGAGCAUCCUUCCCUGGAUACGACACUUUUGGCCCGAAUGGAGUGGCUACAACAAGCUGCAUGAAUCCAAUAUAUUUGUGCGCAAGUUUUUCGCAGACUUUGUCGAUCGAUAUUUGGACAGCUACGAAGAGGGUGUGGAGCGCAACUUCAUGGAUGUCUAUAUAGCGGAGAUGCGGCGAUCUCCUGGCUAUGGUUUCAACAGGGAUCAGUUCAUAAUGGGCCUGGUGGACUUCUCCUUUCCGGCCUUCACUGCCAUCGGUACCCAGCUAUCGCUGCUCAUUCAGUAUCUCAUGUUAUAUCCGGCUGUUCUGCAAAGGAUGCAGUCCGAAAUCCAGGAGGUGGUGGGAUGCGGAAGACUGCCCACGCUGGAAGAUCGCAAAAACCUGCCCUUCACGGAGGCCACUGUUCGCGAAGGUCUCCGCAUCGAAACGCUGGUGCCCUCGGAUGUGCCGCACAAAGCUCUGGAGGAUACCGAAUUGCUGGGCUACCGGAUACCUAAGGAUACCAUUGUGAUUCCCAGUCUGUAUGCCUUCCACUCGGACUCUCGAGUCUGGUCGGAUCCGGAGAACUUCCGGCCGGAAAGGUUCCUCGAUUCGCAGGGCAAGCUCAGCCUGAAGCUGGAUGUCUCUCUGCCCUUCGGAGCGGGAAAAAGGCUUUGCGCCGGUGAGACAUUCGCCCGGAACAUGCUCUUCCUGAUGACGGCCACCAUGUGCCAGCAGUUUGACUUCGUCCUGGGCCCCAAUGAUAGACUGCCCGAUCUCUCCCAGAACCUCAACGGUCUGAUAAUCUCACCGCCCGAUUUCUGGGUUCAACUGAAAGAUCGGCAUUGUACUUAAGUACAAUGAAAAUAUCCAAUUUACUAGAGAUAACUAUUUUUAAGUCAUUUAAUUUGGGAUAACCAAAUAAUACAUUUUCGGAAUAUAUUCCCCUAACUACCCUUUUUUCU
Messenger RNA from Drosophila suzukii, 1681 nucleotides. RefSeq names its product Probable cytochrome P450 304a1 (gene Cyp304a1). NCBI's taxonomy places the organism in Eukaryota, Metazoa, Arthropoda, Insecta, Diptera, Drosophilidae. The record is from RefSeq and is a predicted model, not a curated record. Gene Ontology annotation, molecular function: oxidoreductase activity, acting on paired donors, with incorporation or reduction of molecular oxygen; iron ion binding; monooxygenase activity.